Molecule: messenger RNA, 1216 nt
Organism: Sorex araneus (European shrew)
Lineage: Eukaryota; Metazoa; Chordata; Mammalia; Eulipotyphla; Soricidae
Gene: TECRL
Product: trans-2,3-enoyl-CoA reductase like
Exons: 12
Coding region: 13-1104 (363 amino acids)
Biological process (GO): very long-chain fatty acid biosynthetic process
Molecular function (GO): oxidoreductase activity, acting on the CH-CH group of donors
Source: RefSeq, a predicted model, not a curated record
GUAUUUCACACAAUGUUCAAAAGGGACAAGUCCCUUGUUUCAGAAUCCAAGAGAGAAUUAUUUUCCCAAGGAGCUACACGAUCCGUACCGAGGAAUGAUAUGAAAAAAUUUCACUCUAUGUCGCAGUUUGUACUUUCAGCAGGCCCUCUAAAAUCAACUCCAACAGUUAAACUUUCAAAAACUACUCACUUUGAGAUUGAAAUAUUUGAUGCUCAAACAGGAAAGCUGAUAUGUAUUGUGGAUAAGGUGAUGCAAACAUUUACUAUUCAUGAUGUUAAACAAAAAUUUCACCAAGCAUGUCCAAAAUGGUAUCCUUCCCGAGUUGGCCUGCAACUAGAAUAUGGAGGGGCAUUUUUGAAGGACUACAUAACCAUCCAAAGUGUCGCAGCUUCCUCCAUUGUCACACUGUAUUUUACAGACCUAGGUCCACAGGUCAAAUGGACUACAGUGUUUUUGACUGAGUACACCGGACCGCUGCUAAUAUAUCUCAUAUUUUAUUUGAGGACUCCAUAUAUAUAUGACAUCAAAGAAAGUUCUAGAAGAUUACGCCACCCGGUAGUACACUUGGCCUGCUUUUGCCAUUGUAUACACUACAUUAGAUAUAUUUUGGAAACUUUAUUUGUCCACAAAGUCUCUGCAGGACAUUCACCUCUGAAAAAUUUGAUAAAGGGUUGCGCCUUUUAUUGGGGAUUCACUACUUGGAUUGCCUACUACAUUAAUCAUCCACAGUAUACACCACCAUCAUUUGGAAACAGACAAAUUACAGUGUCUGCUAUAAAUUUUCUGGUUUGUGAAGCUGGAAAUCAUUUCAUCAAUGUGGUGCUGUCUCAUUCUAAACACACUGGAAAUAAUGCCUGUUUUCCAAGUCCAAAUUGCAACCCCUUCACAUGGAUUUUAUUUCUGGUUUCAUGCCCUAACUAUACCUAUGAGAUUGGAUCUUGGAUUAGUUUCACAGUCAUGACACAGACACUGCCAGUUGGGGUUUUUACACUGCUGAUAAGUAUCCAGAUGUCUUUGUGGGCAAAAAAGAAGCAUAAGAUAUAUCUGAAGAAGUGCAAUUCGUAUGUGUUUUGGAAAUCAGCAAUAAUUCCAUUUAUAUUGUAAAAAAAUGUUGUAUUAUCUCAGAUAUAAAACAAUAAAAAGUUUAAUCAAGAAUAUUUGACCAUAUUCCAGAAAUUGAUAACAGGAAUUUUACUGAAUAAAAAUAUAAAAUGUU